Molecule: messenger RNA, 9408 nt
Organism: Pyrenophora tritici-repentis Pt-1C-BFP
Lineage: Eukaryota; Fungi; Ascomycota; Dothideomycetes; Pleosporales; Pleosporaceae
Source: RefSeq, a predicted model, not a curated record
AUGCUCGAGGGACUCGUGUCGACGCUGCUAAAUCGGUUCUUGGGCAUGUAUGUCCAGAACUUCGAUCCAAAGCAGCUCAAUGUCGGCAUCUGGUCCGGUGACGUCGUACUACGAGAUCUCGAACUUCGUCGCGAAGCUCUCGACCAGCUACGCCUCCCGCUCAACGUUAUCGAGGGUCAUCUCGGCUCACUCACAUUAUCGAUACCCUGGUCAAACCUCCGCGGUAAGCCGCUGAAGGUCAACAUUGAAGAUGUCUUCCUGCUGGCAGCGCCAAAGGAAGAUGCGGACUACGACGCAGAAGAAGAGGACAAGCGUGCGCACGCUGUCAAGAUGGAGAAGCUCGAUAGUGCAGAGUUGCUGAAGGAGCGCAACACUGAAGGCAUGAGUGCGGAAGAACAACAGAAGAACCAGAGCUUUACAGCUAGUUUGAUCACAGCAAUUGUCGACAACGUUCAAGUCACAGUCAAGAACAUCCACAUUCGAUACGAAGACUCAAUAGCAGACCCUGGGCACCCCUUCGCUCUCGGUGUCACCCUUGCCGACUUCAGCGCUAUCAGCACUGACGAGAACUGGAAGCCCACCUUCAUCCAGGGCACCUCGACAUCGACACACAAGCUGGCAACACUUGGCUCAUUAGCUGUAUACUGGGAUACAGAUGCUCAACUCAUUGGCACUGGCAAGGGCAGCCAGAGCAGCGAUGAGCAGCAGAUUGACCGGGAAGACUUCAUUGAGCAGGCCCGAAGUAUGAUUGCAAGAGGCGACAAUCCAGACUUGGACGGCCAUCAAUUCAUCCUCAAGCCCAUCAGUGGACGCGCCGGGCUGGAAAUAGACAAGACCGGUAAACCAGACCGACCGAAAAUGAAAGCUAGACUUCUGUUCGACGAGCUCGGUUUCAUCAUCGACGAAGAUCAAUAUCGCGAUGCCCUCAUGUUAGUCGACCUAUUCCAUUACUUCAUCCGCCACCAAGAGUACAAGAGAUUGCAACCCAAGUCUUCCCCCAAAGAAGAUCCAGCAGGCUGGCUUCGGUUCGCAACCAAGGCUGUGCUCGACAAGAUCCAUGAGAGAAACCGGCAAUGGAGCUGGGACUACUUCAAGGAGCGGCGCGAUGACCGAAUACGGUACAUUGAGCUCUUCAAGAAGAAGAAGCGUGAGGAAAAACUUGAUGCUACUGAGGCUGAAGACUUGGACAAGCUGGAACGAAAGCUGAAGUACGAAGAUCUCCGUUUCUGGCGUUCGCUGGCUCGAAAUCAGUUGCGCAAAGAGAACGUUGGAGUCAAGAAGCCGCCGCCGAAGCAGACUUGGACUUCUUGGGUCUGGGGAAGUAAGCAGGAAGAGCAACAGGACGACAACACUCAGAUGAACGAACAGCAACGAAAGGAGCUAUACAAUGCAAUUGACUGGGACGAGAAGAAGGCCAUCACGGAGUCAGUGGAUAUGCCACGCGAAUAUGUCAAGCUAGAAGUCAACAUGAGCCUGCGAACAGGUAGCUUCACGCUCAAGCGCGACCCGCACGGCAAAUCAAACGAAAUACUCCGCCUUCUCUUUGACUCAUUCAGCACUCAGUUCUUGCAGCGCACAGACUCCAUGUUUGUCAAAGUUGCCCUUGAAGGCAUGCGUCUGUACGAUGGCACUACAGAGGGCAGUCUGUUCCCCCAAAUCAUCACUGUUAAGGAUGCACCACCAGUUCCAGACGACAAGCGGAUCGAAGAGCUCGAUGACGACGAGUCGCCAAAGGAUGCGGAUGGUGACGAUGAUGACGAAGUGAAGGAAGACCCCUUCUUCUUCCUCACUUUUGAGAACAACCCACUCGAUGGAGCUGCCGACACGAACCUGACUAUGAAGUUGCGUAGUAUGGAAUUCGUAUACAAUCCGACGUUCGUCGUAGAGGUGGCCAAGUUCUUCAAGCCUCCUGAGAGACACAUGGAGUCUAUUGGUGCGCUCAUGGAGACUGCUGGAGCGACUGUCGAAGGCAUUCGACAACAGACUCGCGCAGGCUUGGAAUUUGCGCUCACCGAACACAAGACAAUCAAUGCGCAGCUGGAUCUACAGGCACCUCUUAUCAUCGUCCCCGACUCAGUCACAAAGAAGUCAAGUAACUGUCUCAUUCUUGAUGCCGGUCAUGUGAGCGUAACGAGCGAACUCGUCGACAAGGACACCUUGCGCGACAUCCAGUCGAAGCAAAACCAGCAAUACACCGAUGAGGACUUCCGCAGAUUGGAGAAUCUGAUGUACGACAAGUUCAAUUUGAAGCUUCAUUCCACCCAGGUGCUCAUAGGACCAUCCAUCGAGGAAACUCGCGCGCAGCUUGAAGAAGACUCGAGCUUGAAGAACUACCACAUCGUCGACCGGAUUAACAUGGACUUUAAGAUUGAGAUAUGCAUCGUUCCAAAGGCAUCCGAUUUGACAAAGUUCCGCGUGUCUGGAAAUCUCCCUGUUCUCCAUGCAUCUGUAUCUGAUUCAAAAUACAAGAACUUGAUGAGACUGAUCGAUGUGGCCGUACCCAAGUUCGGUGACGACCAGCCCAGCAAGCCAGUGACCGAUGGAGCAAAGGGCCCAUCAAAUCUGAAGCCCCCAACCGACGCUCAGACCGACACAGAUGCUCUCGGGCGGCCGCGAUCAAAGUCAUUCAAAUUUGCCUCGCAAGAACAUGAGCUUGUCAUGGAGGAAGAUAGCCAAAGCGAUACAGACGAUAAGUUUUCGGACGCUCCACAAGCCAAAUCUGGGAAGCAACAGACCCAUCUACAUCAACGCAACUUUGAGUUCAAGUUCACAGUAGACAAGCUUCAGGGCUCUCUGUACAGAGCUGAUCCAGAAGGCAAAAAGUCGGAUCAGCUCUUGGUUGAGCUGAUUGCGGAAAGCUUCGAUCUGGACUUCUACCAAGCGGCUUUCGAGAUGGCCGCUGAUGUUCGCCUCAAGAGUCUUGCCGUCGAAGAUCACGUCGAAGAGUCUACCCUUACUGAGUUCAAGAACAUCAUUUCGUCGGAAGACGUAUCAGCGGAUGAGCAGAAAGAUCUGUUCUCGCUCAAGUUUGUGAAGGUGAACAAGGAAUCUCCAGACUUCCAAUCCAAGUACGAAGGCAUCGCCACAAACUUGGAUGUCGCAGUUUCGACAAUCAACCUGAUUGUAACAAGACGGACGCUGCUGACUCUCCUGGACUUCGUCCUCGAUACUUUCACAACCCCCGGUCCGCCCCAAAAUCAACAAGCGCAGAUAACGGACAAGGAAGAAGAACAGCCUGUUGUUAGCCAGACCCAGGCAGAGCCCGACAAGAUACGCAUCCGAGCAGAGCUUAAGCGCAUUGCUGUAGUUCUGAACAAUGACGGUAUAAGGCUUGCUACUCUGAGUUUGAGUUCCGGCGAUGUUGGCAUUUUCCUCAGUGGCAAAACUAUGCGCAUUGGCGGUCGACUUGGAAACCUAUCAUUGAUCGACGACAUCAACCAAGGCGUCUCGGAGGAGUCUUCACUCCGCCAGCUAGUAACUAUUGAGGGCAAGAACUUGGCUGACUUCAGCUACGAGACCUUUGAUUCUGAGUCGAAGAGCUAUCCAGGAUAUGACAUGGCUGUAGCAUUGAAGACGGGGUCUAUCAAGAUCAACUUUCUCACAGAGCCCUUCCGGAAGAUCAUGGAAUUCGCUGUCAAGUUCGGCAAAAUGCAAGCUAUCUUCAAUGCUGCCCGUCAGGCUGCGGCAAACCAAGCAACGCAGAUCCAGCAACGAGCGAACAAGUUCCAUUUCGACAUCACCAUCAGUACUCCUAUUGUUGUCUUCCCGCGCAUGGUAGUAUCCGAUAAACCAGAUCGGGACACAUUGACUGCAAAUCUGGGAGAGAUCUAUGCGAAGAACAGUUUCGUUCCCCUUGAUGACUCUGAAAGCGCGGAGACUGCGAACAAGAUCACAGCCGGUAUCAGGAACAUCAAGCUCACCUCAAAGCUGCAUUAUGACGAAGACCGCUCCGAGCAACUCCAGUUGAUUGACAAGGUCGAUCUCGACUUCAACAUUACCAUGGUCGAGCACAAACCCGGACAACAGCGACCAGACAUCGAAAUUGACGGCAACAUGUCGGAUAUCAACCUGCAGCUUACGCCAGAUCAAAUGAAGUUUGCAUUAGAGUUGUCGCGGUCUAUUCCUGCAGCGUUUGCCACAGAGCCGGACGCCAUCGACGAAGACGUGCAGGCCGAGCUACCAAACGAGACAACGGAGCCCGCGCGUCGCUUGACAGACAAGGACACUCCGGAACCGUCGUCGAAGGAUAUUGUCAGCUCGCAGGGCCCUGAGCUACACACUGAUGAUGGCAAGUGGACCAAGCUGGACUUUGUUUUCAAAGUUGGCACUAUUGGUUUGGAGCUCGUCAAAUCUACAGAUGGUGAGCCUGUUGGUGAUGUAGAGGCGGCUAGUCUUUCCAAGUUCUCGCUCAAUGACACCAACGUCAAGGUGCGCAUGAUCAGCGAUGGCGCGAUGGAAGCCGAGUUGGUUGUGCAGUCGUUCACUAUCCGAGAUAGUCGCACCCAAGGGACGAACAAAUUCCGGAAGAUCAUGUCGCUCAUUAACAAUGACGUCAAGCAGCAAUUCAUGGCCAGUGUGUCAAUUUCGGGUGGUCAAGAGCGCAAUAUGAUUGCUCUCCUUACUAUCGACAGCCCAAGAAUCAUCUUGGCCCUCGAUUAUCUGUUUGCUCUUCAAGCAUUUGCCAACGCAGGCCUUGCUACAGAUGAGCCUUUGGUCAUCGAGGAAGAUACUGAGCUUGAUGAAACCGACAGUGAUGACGAAAUAAUGUCACCUGAUGGGUCGAGACAGAUGGAACAACUUCCCGCACCCGAAGAGUCCACGGAUAAUGGUAUGAACAUAUCAUUCCGUGUCAACUUGGUAGAUGCGCAGGUUGUUCUCAUCGCCAACCCUGCAAUGGCCAGCUCGGAGGCUAUCGUGCUCGGCACAAAGCAAGUACUCGUAUCAAAACAACGGGCAAUGACGCUACAGGUCGACAAGGUCGGCAUGUUCCUUUGUCGCAUGGACAGGUUCGAGACUAAUCGCAUGCGCAUUCUUGACGACUUCAGCAUUCAAACGGCUUUGGACAUUCGGAACCAGGGUUCAAAAUCUUCUGUAAUGAGCAUUACCGUCGACAUCGAGCCUCUUGUACUCCGCUUAUCACUCCGCGAUAUCUUGUUGGCCAUGCAGAUCGUUAACCGGGCCUCCGCUAUGGCAGCACCUGCCGAGAAGGGCAUUCCUUCUCCGGAGGCCCAGCAGCUGAAGGCAGGGACACCUUCAAAGAAAGGAACUUCUCAUGCCGGUAAAGCCUCUACUCACAAGCCUCGUACAAAGUCGCUGGCAACCACGAAGCGAUCAACUCAACAGGCCGUGCAGCAGCAGGCGCCCCCUCCUUCGACUGUACUUAAGCGAGAGGAGCUUCACAUCAGCAUCGAAGGCAUACGCGUCGUACUUAUUGGUGACGUGCACGAAAUGCCCAUGCUUGAUUGGCGCGUGAAGAAGUUUGGUGUCGACGUGCGAGACUGGUCAGGGCCAAUGGUUGCCGAUACCUCGCUUGACACAUUGGUCAACGUGUACAACUUUUCCAAGUCUGCAUGGGAGCCAUUGAUUGAGCCGUGGAGUGUUGGUUUCCAUAUGUCCAAAGAUCAGGACCCUGACAAACUGGCUGUCGAUAUCUACUCUCAAGAGGAAGGCUUCGCUGCCAGACUCGAAGACGGCGAAGAGCAGCCAUGGCGAUUCGAAGAUCCCAUGUCAGCCAGAGAGUCACUUUCUACAGAUGGCGCCACCGGCAUGCUGGGAAUCAAGUUGGAAGGCAGCGGCUUCGACAGCCUCACGCGCGUACCCGUACAUCGCGAGGGCGAAUUCUUGUACAACCUCAAGCCAAAGCAGGACCGCAUUCAGCAUCGCCUGCUCAUCGAUGUAAAGCUUGGUUCUGACAACAUCAAGAACAUCACCAUCCGCUCCCCACUGUUGGUAGAAAACAACACCCAAAUUCCGAUCGAGCUCGGUAUGUUCAGUCCAGAAGAUGGUCAUCUUCUCAAGAUCGACAAGAUCGCUCCUGGGGAUGCCAGGCCAGCACCCGUUGGCGCUUGCCACAUGCACUCAAUUGUCAUCCGUCCAGACCAAGGUUUCGGUUACGAAUGGUCUAACGAGCGCUUGUUCUGGAAGGACCUCUUAAAGCGUCCCACCAGGACUAUUACCUGCCGUGGGGAGCAGGACGACCAGUCACCACCAUUCUACUUCCAGCUACAUGCAGCGUACGACAAGAAGGAUCCUUUGACUGGCAUCUACCCCUACAUGCGGCUCCGCUUGCAAGCGCCUGUCGAAGUCCACAACCUUCUCCCGUACGACUUCAAGUAUAGGAUCUACGACAGCAAUACAAAGAAGGAUUGGACCAAUUUCCUCAGGAAAGGCGGCAUCAGCCCUGUCCACGUUGUGGAGCUCUCGCAUCUCCUACUCAUUAGCGUGGAAAUGCAGGAUGGAUCCUUCAAGCCGAGCAAGUUUGGCAUCAUCAAUUCCACUGACCGAGAGAGCUUCAGGAGGGAGAAGGUGCUAGAAGUGAAGGACAACAAUGACACGACACUGCACCUCAACAUGCACUUUUACAACUUCCCCGACGGCGGUGGUGCUUUCAAAGUAGCGAUAUACAGUCCGUACAUUAUUCUCAACCGUACCGGGCUUCAGCUGGAUGUUCGGGCACAGCAGCUCAUGGGCCAGGGCCGAGCCACUGCCGGAAAAGGCGUUGUCACGGACAAUCAGCAGGAUGCUGGCAAGGCAUUACCGUUCAUGUUCUCUUACCCUACAGAGAACAAGAAGAAUCGCGCUUUGAUCAAGGUUGGAGAUUCCAAUUGGAGCAAGCCUCAGAGUUUCGAUGCGAUUGGCAGCACAUACACUGUGGCUUUGCCGUCAAUGAAGGCACGCUCUGACAUGCACCUGGGUGUAUCAGUUUCGGAGGGUGAGGGCAAGUACAACUUGACCAAGACAGUUUCCAUCGCGCCGCGAUUCAUCGUCAACAACAAGCUGAAGGAAGAGUUGCUCAUUCGCGAACCCGGGCAGUCUGACUGGAUGACUGUCAAGGAUGGCGAGCUGUUCCCCCUGCGAUGGCUGCGACAAGGUGGCGCACCGCAAUUAUCACUCUGCUACCCUGGUAUCAACAACCAAUGGUCCUCUCCGUUCAACAUUUCGAACGUGGGCAAUGUGCACGUCAAGCUAUCCAAGGCUGGUCAACGCCAAAAGCUUAUCCGCGUCGAUAUCUUGAUGGAGGCAGCAACUAUCUUCUGCCACAUCAGUGUUGAGAAUAAGCAUUGGCCGUUCUCGUUCAAGAACAUGAGCGACCAGGAAUUCUUGUACUGGCAAGCAAACCCUAACCUGGACGAAGACGAAGAUGACCGCGGCUCCGGCUUCCGACCGAUUAGGUACCGGCUGCCACCUAGGAGCAUUAUGCCGUAUGCGUGGGACUUCCCGGCCGCGAAGAAUAAAGAAAUCGUCAUCAGCGCCAAUGGUCGGGAGCGACAUGUCAAGCUUGCUGAAAUCGGGCCACUCAUUCCAUUCAAGAUCCCACCUGGCCCGGAGCAAGGUGGUAUGAAGGUUAUUGACCUCAAUGUUGUCGCAGCGGGUCCAACGCAGACUCUUGAGAUCGCCAACUACAAGCCAUCUAAGAGCAUGUACAAGCAAAAGUCUACCACAGCAUCUUCGACGAUGACGGGCUUCGAAGUCAAGGACAUGGAUACCGACGUCACCUUCAAAGCACAGCUGCGACUUGCCGGCAUUGGUAUCUCCCUUGUCAAUCGUCACUUGAAGGAGCUGGUGUACGUUACACUGCGCGAUAUCGAGUUCAAGUACUCCGAUUCGCCUCUCUACCAGAUGAUCAAUAUGCAGAUCAAGUGGAUCCAGAUCGACAACCAACUCUACGGUGGUAUCUUCCCCAUCAUCUUCUACCCCAGCGUCGUUCCCAAGACUGGAAAGGAGAUGGAGGCGCAUCCCAUUUUCCAGACUACUAUCACCAAGGUCAAAGACGACUCUUACGGCGUGCUCUACAUCAAGUACUUUACGUUUUUGCUGCAGCAGAUGACGGUUGAAAUCGACGAAGACUUUAUUUUCGCCAUGAUCGACUUUGCAAACAUACCCGGAGCGUCAUGGACUGAAGAAAAACAGGGUAAGCUGUGGGAUGAAAACCUCAGCAUACCCGAGCCAAAGCAGGAGCAGUCUGGUCAGGACGUCUACUUUGAGCUUCUCCAUCUUCAGCCUAUGCAGAUCGAUUUGUCUUUUGUGCGAACGGAGCGCAUCAACGCCGAAGACACCAUGAGCACAUCCAACCCAUUCAUGUUCGCUGUCAACGUUCUCACCAUGUCGAUUGGCAACGUCAACGACGCGCCUGUACGGUACAAUUCUCUGAUGCUUGAGAAUGCGCGAAUCUCGACGACUGCAUUAAUCAACAAUAUCAAGAAUCACUACGUUCAAGAGUCGCUGCGACAAGUGCAUGUCAUUAUUGGAUCUGCCGACUUCCUGGGAAAUCCAGUGGGUCUCUUCAAUAACAUCAGUUCGGGUGUUGCCGACAUCUUCUACGAGCCAUACCAGGGUCUUGUCAAGUCUGACCGACCGGAAGACCUUGGUAUUGGUAUCGCCAAGGGUGCAUCCAGCUUCGUCAAGAAAUCGGUGUUUGGCUUCUCAGACAGUAUGGCGAAGUUUACUGGCAGUAUGUCCAAGGGCUUGUCUGCCGCAACUCUCGACAAAGAGUUCCAGGAUUCGCGCCGCAUGUCACGUUCGCGCAACAGGCCCAAGCAUGCCUUGUACGGCAUCACAUCAGGUGGUAACGCCUUCGCCAGCAGUCUUGCCAGCGGUCUCGGCGGCCUAGCCCGUCAUCCUAUCCAAGGUGCGGAGAAGGAAGGCGCUCUCGGAUUUGUCAAAGGAGUCGGCAAAGGUCUGCUUGGUGUACCUACUAAGGCUGCAAUUGGUGCCUUUGAUCUCGCCUCCAAUAUGGCAGAAGGCGUCCGCAACACCACAACCGUCUUUGACCAAGAAGGUCUCGACCGUGUACGCCUAACGCGCUUCAUCGGCACAGACGGAAUCGUGCGACCAUACUCUCAACGCGAAGCGCUCGGUCAGUUCUGGUUGAAGACACUUGAUAACGGCAAGUACUUCAACGAAGACUACAUUGCGCAUCUGGAACUUCAGAACAAGGAGAUGCUCGUCAUGCUCACGUACAACGGCCUCAUGAUGGUGCGAACCAAAAAGCUACAGACGGAAUGGGACGUUCCACUCAAGGACGUACAGACUAUCAGCAAGGAAAGAACUGGACUGGGUAUCACGCUCAAGGGAGGUACAAAUGGGCCAUUCAUCCCCGUCAGCGACGAAGGCAGCAGGAAUUGGUUCUAUCGACAGGUGGCUGUGGGUGUUAAUGCGUAUAACGAUCGGUGGAAUGCCAAAGGUUGA